This is a messenger RNA of Phalacrocorax carbo (great cormorant), 1536 nucleotides long. The record is from RefSeq and is a predicted model, not a curated record. Lineage: Eukaryota; Metazoa; Chordata; Aves; Suliformes; Phalacrocoracidae.
UGGUUCUGGAGGAGGGGGCGCGGCUUUGGGGGGCGGCGCAUGCGCAGAGCGAUCGAAGGUGCCAGAAGGAUCCGGGCGGCGGCAGCAGCGGGCGGGGGGCGGCGGGACGGGCUUUCCUGAGGCACCCCGACCCCCCGCGGCACAUCCACACACCCCCUCCCCCAAUUCCCCCGCAUUCCCGCGCCCCCCCCCCAGCCCCGGCGCUGGAGUCCCUCCGUGCCCUCUCCCAGCUCCACUCCCCGCGGGGGGGGGAGGAGACCCGCGACCCCCCGGGGGGUUCCCCCAUGUCCCGACCCCCGGCGCCGUGGGAGGAAGAAGAAUGCCUGGAGUAUUACGGGAUGGUGUCGCUGCACCGGCUCUUCGAGGUGGUGGGGGCGCAGCUGACCCCCAGCGACGUGGCCGUGCUCUCCUUCCUCCUCGACGAAGCCCACCCGCCCUCGCACCCCCUGGACCCCUCGCUGUGGGGCGGCGAGGACGCCCCUGCCCCCCUCCUGGAGCGGUGGAGGCGGCGGCGGCCCCGGCGGCGUUCGGGGGACGCGGAGGAAGGGCGAGCGCGGCCUCGCGACGGCGUCGAGCUGUUGCUGGAGCUGGAGCGACGCGGGUUGUGCGACGAGGGCAACUUCCGGCACCUGCUGCAGCUCCUGCGCGUCGUCACCCGCCACGACCUGCUGCACUGCGUCACCCUCAAGCGGCCCCGCACCGUGUCGCCGGAGCGGUUCACCUGCGGCCCGGCCGUGGUGGGGAGUUGCCUGAAGGCGGCCGCCGGCGCCCAGCCCCGGCAGGAGCACUGGGAGACGGGGUCCAGCUCCGGGAAGCGGAAGCGAACGAGCCGAGGCCGGACGCGGCCGCCCCUCCCCCGCCGCCCUGCGCCGCCGCCCCACCAGGACCCCCCCGCCAAAGUCACCUGCGACAUCCGCCUGCGGGUGCGGGCCGAGUACUGCGAGCACGAGCAGGCGCUGCGCCGCGGCGUGGCCUCGCGCCGCCCCCGCGGGCCCGGCCGCCAGCUCGACGUCUUCGGGCAGGCCAGCGGCGUGCUGACGGCGCGGGACCUGGGCUCCCUGCUCUGCGGCAUCACGUUCUCCGAGCUCUCCUACCUCGACGCCUUCUGGGGCGACUACCUCAGCGGCUCCCUGCUGGAGGCCCUCAAGGGCGUCUUCCUCACCGAGGGGCUGCGGCGGGCGGUGGGCCGCGAGGACGUCCGCCUCCUCGUCAGCGUCGACCAGGACGACUACGAGGAAGGGCGGCGCCUCCUCCUCCUCGCCGCCCAAAGGGACCGGCCCCCGCUGCCUCGGCGAGGCGGGCGGGGGGCACCCCGGCCCUCCCCGCCGCGGCCCUGAGGGGAACGGGGGGGACCCCUCCCCGCCGCGGCCCUGAGGGGAACGGGGGGACCCCCAGCCCCUAACGCUGAGGGGAACGGGGGGACCCCCGCCAGGACCCCAGCCCUGAGGGGAACGGGGGGGGGACCCACACCAGGACCCCAGCCCUGAGGGGAACAGGGGGACCCCCCCCACCACAGCCCUGAGGAGAACGGGGGAC